UACUUUUCCAGUUGGCGUCCAAAUAUGGCUCCACAUGACGCAGGUCAGCGCGGUCAUUAUUUGGACGAAGAAAAUACUGAGCUGGAGGGCCACAAUGAUUCUAGUGGUCCCUUCGUUGUGAGCUCCUCUGAGUAUGCUGAAAAUCGUGGAACAAGUGUUCUUGGUGGGGUAUUUUUGAUUAUUAAUGCGGCACUGGGUGCUGGCUUGCUGAAUUUCCCGGAAGCGUAUGCCAAAGCUGGCGGUGUAGGUGUUGCAAUGGGAAUACAGGUUGGUUUAUUAUUUUUCAUUGGAGCAUCGUUGCUGAUUUUGGCGUGGUGCUCUGACUGUGGGGGAUUCGUUUCAACUUACCAAGAUGUUAUGCGGAUAUGUGGAAUCCACUGGCAACGUGCUGCUUCUAUUUGCGUAAUUUUAUAUUGUUACGGAACUUGCGUAACGUUUCUGAUCAUCAUUGGGGACCAAAGCGAUAGAGGUUUGUCCGUUUUGGCGCAUAACGCUUCAUUGUCAGGAGCUCUUGAAUUUUUGUCUUCAGUUUUUGUAUCCAUUUGGGGCUUGGAUUUUUGCCGAUAUUGGUACAUGAAAAGGGAGUUCAUCAUUGUCGUGACGUCGUUCCUCUUCAUUUUACCGCUUUGUUUUCCGAAGCGCAUUGCGUUUUUGAAGUAUGCGAGCUUCUUCGGAGUAUUCGCUAUAUUUUAUCUGAACUGCAUUAUCGCGUAUAAAUAUUUUUCCGGAAAUUUCGUGCCUGGCGAAAUCGUCACUCGUCCGAAAGUAUGGACCGAUGUUUUCGCUGUCGUUCCUGUGAUAUGCUUUGGCUAUCAGUGCCACGUAAGCUGUGUACCGAUUUAUUCGUGUCUGGAGAAAAGAAGUCUCGGAACAUUCGUGAAGUCGGUAAUUUUAGCUCUGGGAAUUUGUGCCAUAACUUACUCGAUUGCCGGUGUUUUGGGAUACUUGAUGUUCGGCGCAAGCGUGCCGAGUGACAUUCUAGAAGCUUUUGACGCUCACGAGCCUCUUGUGCUUAUUGGAAUAAUUUCACUUGCGUUGAAAAUGUAUACGACUUAUCCGAUCCUCCUCUUUUGCGGCAGGGAAGCUGUUAACCAGUUGUUUUUGGAGUGUCGGAGAUUCCAACACCCGACCCAAUCUGCGAGAGGCGAGAAAACUAGGAGAAUAUCGAUAGCUUCCGUGUGGUUUGCGACGACAUUGAUUGUAGCCGUCGUUGUGCCGACCAUUACGACUGUGAUAGAUUUUCUCGGAAGUCUUGCCGCCAUAUUCAUUUUCUUCUUUCCUGGUGUUUGUUUGCUGAAAUUGACUCUGCAAGACUCAGACAUGCAAAGGGACCAGUUGCGAAGAAAAACGCUUGCCCAACUGGUCCUGGGAACAGCCAGUGUUGGGCUUGGAGUUCUACUUUUCAUGCUAGUUCUCCUGCAAACCAUCAUGGAUCGAUUCAUCCAUGGAGACGGGGAAAGUGCAGUUUGUGAAGAGAUGGCACCUAAGAAGGCAGCCAGAAAAGCAAUUUUUAAAGUGAAACAAGUAAUCCAAAAGAAAGAAGCUGGAGGCAAAGUGACAGAAAUUGCAAGAGAAUAUGGUGUUGGGCACUCUACCAUAAGCAACAUCCUUGUACAGAAGGACAAAAUCAUGCAGUCUUGUGUUGCUAAGGAAGUUACAAGGAUCAGUGGGAGAAUUUCCCUCCUUGAAGAAAUGGAGAAGCUCUUGGCCAUCUGGAUCAGUGAGAGGGAGUUGAAAAGAGAUGGGUGUAAAGGAGAGGCAAGUGAUGGCCAUGGUCUAGUGGAGGCCAUUGUCCAAAUAGCCAAAGAAAUCCACAUGGAAGUGGAAGAGAGUGACAUUGAAGAACAGAAGGGGGAACUCAGCACAGAGGAGCUGCAG
Molecule: messenger RNA, 1878 nt
Organism: Notodromas monacha
Lineage: Eukaryota; Metazoa; Arthropoda; Ostracoda; Podocopida; Cyprididae
Source: the annotation of a GenBank genome assembly